Clupea harengus (Atlantic herring) is the source of this 3523-nucleotide messenger RNA. Its product is annotated as nesprin-1-like. NCBI's taxonomy places the organism in Eukaryota, Metazoa, Chordata, Actinopteri, Clupeiformes, Clupeidae. Gene Ontology annotation, cellular component: membrane. The record is from RefSeq and is a predicted model, not a curated record. The transcript has 21 exons. Bases 50 to 3523 code for a protein of 1157 amino acids. Gene Ontology annotation, molecular function: protein binding.
UGAGGGCGGCCUGUCGGCGCUGCGAGAGCGAGCGGGCGAGUUGGCGGGGAUGGGCAUCAGUGCCAGGGCGACCGCCUGCCUGACUGACACUGUGUGGCGGCGCUGGACUCGGCUGAGCAGUGCCGUGAGAUCCCGAGAGAGGGCGCUAGAGAGCACUGCCCUGGAGUGGAGGAGCUUUGAGGAAAAGGUGGAGAAGGCUCGGGCAGUAGCGGAGGACCUCCAGAGUCGGGCACCGGAGAGUGCAGUACCGGCGGCGGCCUCCAGGGCGGCGCUGCAGAGCCUGCUGGAGUACCAUGACUGCUUCUGCCUGGAGGCGGAGAGGGAGAGAGCCAGCCUGGCGCUGCUGGGGCAACAGGCCCGAGCCCUGCUACCCUCACCCACACAGGAGGGGGCACAGGGGGGGCAAACCCUGCUUCUGCCCUCACCCACACAGGGGGGGCAAACACUGCUUCUGCCCUCACCCACACAGGGCCAGUCUGAACACCGGGACAUCAGCUGCCUGCAGGAGCACUACCACAGGCUGCUCCAGAGAGUGAAGGGGGGCCGUGAGAGCGUCCAGGCGGAGCUGGAGGAGAGGGGGCAGGUGGAGCGAGAGCUGAGCCUCGUCGAGGGGUGGAUCCAGGACACGCGUGGCCUACUGCUCAGUCCCUCCGCCGACCUGGACACACUGCUCAUCGAGCUGGAGGCUGCUCGUGAGGACGUGCUGGCUCACAGGCAGACGGUGGAGGACCUCAGUGGGCAGCAGCUGCUGAAGUACGAGCAGCUCCAGAGCGGCCUCACACACACACACACACACACACAGCUCCAGAGCGCCCUGCCCUCCGACCUCCAGACCCAGCUGGCAGAGAUCACCCUGAGCCUGGGCGCCGCAGAGGACCAGGUUCACGCUCGGGAGCAGGAGGUGCUCCAGACGCGAGCGCUGAAGGAGGACCUGAGUGGGCGUGUCCAGGAGCUGCUGGAGAGGAUCGGGAGUGUGUGCGGCCGACUGGAGGAGAAGAGCAGAGACAUGGAGGACGCCCAGGAGGACACCAGGAGUGUGUGUGAGGAGCUGGAGGGGUGUGGCAGUACCCUGCGUGACCUGAAGGAGGCGCACGAGCGGUUCGGGGAGCAGAACCCUCUCCUCCUCAGGCACCUGCGUUCCUCCAUGGGCAGACUGGCACACGCCCACCGACGCGCCGCCACGCUGGCACAGGAGUGCUCCACUCAACUCCUGAAGGCUGAAGACCUGUUGGAGGAGUACACUGACGUGCGUAGCUUCAUCAUGAGCUGGGCCCAGAAGGCGGAGUCUCUCACCUCAUGCAGCGUCGUGUGGAGCCCCUCAGCACAGAUACACGAGCAGAUCAGAGCCCACCAGUCUCUGCUGAGGAAGUGUCCUGAGCUGCAGGUUGACCUUGAGGGGAUGGUGCAGAAGGUCUCCCAGCUCUCGGCCGUGCUGCACACACACGCCAUGAACCAGCAGGUGGCAGCACUGAGCCAACAUGUGGAGGAGCAACAGGACGCCAUCAGGAGCAGACUGGAGAGCCUGCAGGACGCCGCAGAGGACGUGGGGCGUCUGGAGGGCAGAGUGAAGGCACUGCACGGCUGUCUGGAGCACACACAGGCCACCCUCACCUGCCCAGAACUGGCACACGCCAACCUCCGCCAGCAGCUGGCACACAGACAGCACCUGCUGAGUGAGAUGGAGGACUUCCAGCAGCAGGUGGAGAUGCUGCAGCGGUGUCAGAGCGCCCUCCGGCUGCCGGAGGAGGUAGUGUCCAGCCUGCCCCUCUGCAAUACCGCCCAGAGCCUGCGGGCGGAGGCCAGCCAGCUACAGCACUCCGUCAUUCAGCAGUGCGCCAUCUUACAGGAGGCAGUGCUUCAGCAUGAGCAGUAUGAGCAGGAAGUGACACACCUGCAGAGGCUGGUGGAAGAGGCUCACCGGAUCAUCCAGGAUCGACCCGUCAACACCAACAACAUCCAGGAGCUCCAGACGCAGAUCCAGCAUCAUGAGGAGCUGGCCCAGAAGACCCAGGGCUACCAGGAGCAGAUCUGGGCUCUGAACUCCAAGUGCAGGAUGCUGAGAGCGAAGGCCAAACACGCCACCAUGCUGCUGUCUGUGCCGGAGGUACCUGGGGGCCUCUCCGACGGCCUGGACGAGCUGGGGCCCGUGGAGGAGGACGAAGAGGAGGAGGAGGAGGAGGAGGAGGAGAUGGCCAGACAUCCCUCCGCACACCCUUCGGUCGUCAUGAUGACUGCAGGCCGCUGUCACACACUGCUGUCUCCAGUGGCAGAGGAGUCCGGUGAGGAGGGCACCAACAGUGAGGUCUCCUCCCCCCCCGCCUGCCGAUCACCUUCACCAGGGGCCAGCGCUGACACCACCCUUACCCAGGGUUCAGGCAAGGCCUCCAUCAGCAGGGCUCCUCUCCAGGAGGUGUUUGACUCCGCCUCCUCCAGCGCAACUAACCUGGAUGACCUGCAGCGCUCCUGGGAAACACUCAAGAAUGUGAUCAGUGAGAAGCAGAGGAGUCUCUGUGAGGCUCUGGAGCGCCAGCAGCACUAUCAGGAGUCCCUGCAGUCCGUCUCAACCAAGAUGGAGGCCAUCGAGACGGCACUCAACCAGGGCCUGGACCACGGCAGGAGCCCAGAGAGUCACAUGGCCACACACCAGGCCCUGCUGGAUGAGAUCCUGAUGCUGCAGGACGAGAUGCGGGCGCUGCAGGACUGCUUCUCCGAGGAGCUGCACUGUGACACGCUGGAGGGGGAGGGGCUGCUGCACUGUGACACGCUGGAGGGGGAGGGGCUACACUGUGACACGCUGGAGGGGGAGGAGUCUCAGCAGCAGGCCCUGCAGUCCACCCUCACUGUGCUGGGGGAGAGGAUGGCCACCAUACGCAUGAAGGCCUCGGGGAGACGCCAGCUACUGGAGGAGCGUCUGAGUGACCAGCUGGAGGAACAGCGUCAGGAACAGGCUCUGCAGCGUUGCCAUAGCGAGGCGGAGGAGCUCGACCAUUGGCUGCUCAGCACCCGGGCCACGCUAAGCUCCGCCCUGCAGCCACGCCCACAGGACAUGGACAUGGAGGAGCAGCUGAUCGACUGCCAGGACAUGCUGAUGGAGAUCGAGCAGAAGGUCUCGUGUCUGUCGGAGCUCAGCGUCCACAGUGAGAGUCUGCUGCUGGAGGGGCGGGGCCAGACGCGCGGAGGGGCGGAGCAACUCAGCCAGAAGCUUCACGGUCUCAAAGCCAGCCUUGUUGCGCUGCAACGCAUUCUACAAGACAAACAAACACACAUCCAGGGGUCGCUGCAGGAGCCGGAGGACAGUGAGUGUGUGUGUGACUCGACGCUCUCCCAAAGCCCCAACUUCCAGGACUGGCUGAUUCAGGUCCGCACCAGCAGGGGGCAGCAGCGUCACGACCACGUCCAGAGACAGAGGGAGCUGGAGGAGCAGCUGGCCGAGCAGAAGAAGCUGCUGCAGUCGGUCGCCAGCCGAGGGGAGGAGCUCCUCACGCAACAAGCCACGCCCAAUGGAGACGGGUCCAGUGUCUGA